AUGAAAAAAAAAUUAAGCUUAUCAUCAAAACCUCUCUCAUUCAUAUAAUUGGACGAUAAAGGAAGAAAUUCUUAUUGUAAGAGUCAUUGUUUAAAAUAUGAAUAAUUUGAAUAUAGAAAUGGAAAUUGUUACAUUUGUUGUGAAUAAAAAGAAUGUAAUUAGGAUAAUGAACCAUUAAGCAAUGCUGAAAUAGUAACACUAUUAAAUCAAAUAUUAUCAUAAACAAUUUCAGAUGAAUUUAAACAAUAAUAAAAAUAGAAAAUAAAUAGUUUUAAAGAAGAUGUUAAUAAGUCAAUUGAACUAUAUUGUGAUAGAGUAAUUCAAAAUUUAGAAAAGAAUUGUGAAUAACAAAAUCAAAUUAAUUAAAAAAUUAAAAUUAUUUUAGAAAAUAUUGAAAAUCAAAAUAUUAGUCAAUUAGCCUAUGAAAUAUUAAAAGCAUAAGAAUUAGAUUGCAUUAAUGUUAAAAUUGGAGUUACAGCUGUAUUAACUUAAGAAUUUUAUAGAAUAUUAAUGAGAUGUGAAACUACUUUGAAUUGUAUUCAUUCUUUAACUUCUGACGAUCAAAAAAAUGUAAAAGAUGAAUACAAUGUUUUAAAAAAAAAGGUUGAUCUUGUUAAAUUGAAAAGUAUGUAGUUUUUAAAAUAACAUGAAAUAAGUAUUAAAAAUUCUAAAUAAAGUAUAAAGAGAAUCUAUUAAGAUAUUAAGAAUUAAUAAAUUAUUGCUGUAAAUUCUGGUUAAGAAUUAAACAAUUAAAUUACAAUAAUUAAACCUAGUCAAUAUAGUUUAUUUGGAUAAUUUGAAUCCUUAAAGAAUAUAAUACCAGCAGAAUUAUUUUGUAUAAGUCCUAAUGGUGAAUAUUAUGCUUGGGGAAGUAAUACAAAAAUUUAAAUUUAUUAAUUGUAAACUAAAACUUAUAAACAGAUUAAUUGCCAUUCUAAUUUAGAUUCAAUUGUAUUUAAUAUUGUUAAUGAUUUUGUCAUAAGUACUUUUGAUUAGAAAAUUAAUUUUUGGGGAUUGAAUGAUAAAAAUUGGGAAUUCUAAUGUUCUUUCAAUAUGUUACCUGAAAGAGUACAUUAUUUAAUAUUUAUAGAAAAUGGAAAAAAAUUAAUUUGUUAAUCAAUUUCUAAAUUAACUAUUUUAAUUAAGGAAAAUUAGAAUUGGAUAAUAUUUUAAUAAAUCCAUUAAAAUUUUGCUACAACAAUAUGGAAUAAUACAAAUUCUAUGAUCAUAACAUCUAAUUCAAAGGCUCAAAUAUAAACAUGGUAAAAAAACAAAAAAGGAGUAUUUUAAUUGAUUUCUACAGAAUGGGAUCCCGAAAAUAAAUUAACUAAUCAAGAAAUGAGCAAUUUGUAAAUAAAUGAUGAUGGUUCUUUAUUGUUUUAAAGUCAAAGUAAUAAAUUGAAGAUUUGGUAAGUUUUUGAAGAUGCAAGAUUAGAAUUAAUUUUUUAAUAAGAAAUUGAUGAAAAUAAUAUAAUCAUCACAAAUGAUUUUACCAAUUUAUUAGCUUAAAAUGAAAAAUCGUUAAUAUGGUAUGAAUUAAUAAAUGAGGAUUAAUGA
Paramecium sonneborni is the source of this 1557-nucleotide messenger RNA. Lineage: Eukaryota; Ciliophora; Oligohymenophorea; Peniculida; Parameciidae. The record is from the annotation of a GenBank genome assembly.